AUGCAGCAGUCUCAAGAGAAUAGUAUGGUCAACAGUAUCAAUAGCCGAGGAAAAGUCAAGAACAAGAAGAAGAAAAUUUUUUUAAGUAAAUUAGAAGGAAGUAGAUCUAGAGAACAGGUUGUAGACGACAUAGAAUUAAUAAUUUUAGUUAGUUCUAAAAGAUUUAUUGGAGUAAAAUCAGAAAAAGAUUCAGUAGUCUUAAGUGGUCAAGGGGUGCUAAGCAUCCCUGAGAAGUAUGCAAAAGCGGAGGAAUGUUGCAGAAAAAUUCAGAAUGGCCCCUCCAUGGUUCUUAGACUUGGAACGCUCAGUAUUGGAUCAAUGACUGGCCGCAGCAUGGAAAACGCAGAAAUGCUCGAGUGA
This is a messenger RNA of Helobdella robusta, 360 nucleotides long. RefSeq lists its product as hypothetical. The transcript is spliced from 3 exons. NCBI's taxonomy places the organism in Eukaryota, Metazoa, Annelida, Clitellata, Rhynchobdellida, Glossiphoniidae. The record is from RefSeq and is a predicted model, not a curated record. Bases 1 to 360 code for a protein of 119 amino acids.